CUGUAUAUAAGCAGAAGUACCCUGUCAACCUUCUCAUCCACCCAUCAACGCCAAUACCCAAACCUUCUUUUCUUCUCUACAGAGUAACACCCUCACACCCUUCAAUGGCCACCAAAGUCUACAUUGUUUACUAUUCUAUGUACGGACAUGUUGAGAAGCUAGCUGAAGAGAUUAAAAAAGGAGCUGCUUCCGUUGAAGGAGUGGAAGCUAAGCUAUGGCAGGUGCCUGAAACACUGCCUGAAGAGGUCCUUGGGAAAAUGGGAGCACCUCCAAAGAGUGACGUUCCAAUUAUUACACCCAAUGAGUUACCUGAGGCUGAUGGCUUAUUGCUUGGUUUCCCCACAAGGUUUGGACUAAUGGCUGCUCAAUUCAAAGCUUUCAUGGAUGCAACAGGAGGCCUAUGGCGUACACAGGCACUAGCUGGAAAGCCUGCCGGAAUUUUUUACAGCACCGGUUCUCAAGGAGGAGGACAAGAGACAACACCGUUGACAUCUAUCACUCAGCUUGUUCAUCACGGGCUGAUUUUUGUGCCCAUUGGUUACACAUUUGGUUCUGGAAUGUUUGAAAUCGAGAACGUGAAGGGUGGUUCCCCAUACGGUGCAGGUACCUACGCUGGGGAUGGCUCCAGACAACCUACUGAGUUAGAAUUGGCUCAAGCUUUCCAUCAGGGGAAGUACUUUGCUGGCAUUGCUAAGAAGCUCAAGGCAUCAUCGUCUCAGUGAUCUUAAUACAUCUACCAUUACGACAUCCAGUUUCAAGUUCCCGUGAUGUCGAACAGAAUAAGAUUUUAUUCAGAGAAAGAGAGAGAGAGAAAUAAUCAAUACUUGGGUUCAAUACCAGUGUGUUGUCAUUUGUCAUAAUGUGUCCCCAAAUACAAUGUUGUUGUCAGUAACAAGAAUUUGGUUAUUGUUUGUAUUUUCAUUUGGAACAAUUUUGUUUGGCAUAAUAUUGAUAGUACGGUGCCAAUCAAUUACAGUGAAAGUAUAUUUUGUUUUUACGAUAUGAUAAACCGAUAAGUCAUAAGUGCAUGA
Messenger RNA from Vigna unguiculata (cowpea), 1031 nucleotides. Its product is annotated as NAD(P)H dehydrogenase (quinone) FQR1-like. Gene Ontology annotation, cellular component: membrane. NCBI's taxonomy places the organism in Eukaryota, Viridiplantae, Streptophyta, Magnoliopsida, Fabales, Fabaceae. Gene Ontology annotation, molecular function: NAD(P)H dehydrogenase (quinone) activity; FMN binding. The record is from RefSeq and is a predicted model, not a curated record.